Pelobates fuscus (common spadefoot toad) is the source of this 1636-nucleotide messenger RNA. RefSeq names its product tyrosine-protein kinase HCK-like. The transcript has 5 exons. Gene Ontology annotation, cellular component: extrinsic component of cytoplasmic side of plasma membrane. The record is from RefSeq and is a predicted model, not a curated record. Lineage: Eukaryota; Metazoa; Chordata; Amphibia; Anura; Pelobatidae. Gene Ontology annotation, molecular function: ATP binding; non-membrane spanning protein tyrosine kinase activity; signaling receptor binding. Bases 1 to 903 code for a protein of 300 amino acids. Gene Ontology annotation, biological process: cell surface receptor protein tyrosine kinase signaling pathway; cell differentiation; protein phosphorylation.
AUGUCAAACUUGGCUCAUGUGGUCUCUUGGUGGAAGGUGGACAAUAUGCUGUAUGUACUAAUUACCGCACAUUCAGAACUGGUACAAAUGGAUUUGGCUUCCUGGGUUGUACUUCGACGUUAUAUUGCCAUGCCAGAGACAUCCACAAUCUACAGACAUUUCAAGAGACAAAUACCUUCACUCAUACCAUGCAAUAUUGGUCGUACCCUGACAGCUGGGGCUUUUCUCGAGGAGGCCAACCUGAUGAAGACAUUGCUGCACGAUCGCCUGGUUCGCCUGCAUGCGGUGGUAACCCACGGAGAGCCAAUAUAUAUCAUUACUGAGUACAUGCAGAAAGGCAGCCUGUUGGAUUUCCUAAAGAGCGAUGAAGGAAACCAACAGCCCCUGCACCAACUCAUCGAUUUCUCUGCUCAGAUUGCUGAAGGAAUGUGGUACUUGGAGAAAAAAAAUUAUAUUCAUCGUGACUUACGAGCUGCAAAUUGUCUUGUGUCUGAGUCCUUGGCAUGCAAGAUUGCAGAUUUUGGUUUAGCAAGAGUAAUCGAGGACAGCGAGUAUACUGCCAGGGAGGGUGCCAAGUUCCCGAUUAAAUGGACAUCUCCAGAAGCUGCCAAUUAUGGCUCGUUUACCAUAAAGUCAGACGUUUGGUCUUUUGGGAUCCUUAUGAUGGAAAUCAUCACUUACGGGCGGACUCCUUAUCCAGGUAUGUCCAAUCUGGAGGUAAUCACAGCUCUGGAGCGUGGAUAUCGGAUGCCGUGUCCUCAGAAUUGCCCAAAGGAGUUCUACAAUGUAAUGUUGCAGUGUUGGCAGCAAAUCCCAGAGCAAAGACCAACAUUUGAAUAUUUGCAGGGCGUCCUUGAAGAUUUUUUCACAGCCACUGAGAGCCAGUACCAACCCCAACCCUGAGCCUAAAAUCACCAUCCCAUAUGGACAACGUAAACGCCAAUCCUGCUAUUUCCAUCUGCUGUGACACUUUGAGAUUCUAAUAGAAACUUGUUGGUCUUGCGAUGACCUCUCUUCUGGUAGUUCUCCAUGCCAAAUCAGCUCCGUUAACCCAACAUCUCCUUUAUUCUGCCUGAGUCUUUGUAACAGAAAUCUGCACCUACGGGACGCUUUCAGCAUCAACACAAUCUGUGAUUUCCUGACACAGGGAAUGAUGUGCAUUCACACCAUGUUUUUCCUAACUCCAAUCACUUCCAAAGCAAAUGGACAAAAUCAUGGCUGUGGAUACUUAAAGCUUAUAUCAUGCAAGCAGGAAAGAGACAGCGCAAAACGUGUGAUCUCCACUGGACUCAGAACCAUUCUCUCUACCCGCUAAUCCUCCCAAAAAUUGUGAAAAAAUGUGACACAAAAUACCCAUCAGGUUCUUCCAUAAAUGCACUAAUUAUAUGUGUCUGUCAUGCCUAGAAAACCAGUAGUAGCUAUAGCUUUAAGAGAUCUUUUCCAUUGGUUUCUAUUAGGACUAACGCAGUGUCUGCUAUAAAUCUCAUGUGCUAUAUUUAUUGUGUGACUAAUGCACCGUGAGUUUCAAGGGAAAACGUUCAGUCUGGCAGAUUUUGCUGAGCGGUUAAUUUCGGUUACAUAAUGCGGAAAGUGAACGUUGUAUGAACACUUAUUAUAUUACUGGAUUUGCACCAGA